GGCGGCUCGCGUGGUAAUCCAGGCCCUGGCGGCUGUGGUGCUGCAGUGGUCCGCAUUGGAAACGUACGGGGUGGACAUGAGAUCUGUUGGGCCGUUGGCAUGUCCUACGCGGCAGCCAGCACGACCAAUAACGUGGUGGAGAACAUGGGGCUCCUGACAGGGCUCAAGGCGUGCCUUCGUUUUGGCUGGACGCCACUUCAUGUGGUAGGUGACAGCAACCUCAUCAUUCAUCAGCAGAAGACGCGGACACCGCCACGCGCCAAGCAUUUACGACCGCUGUAUUGGCAAAGCCGAAGGGUGGCCGACAAAUUGGCGGUCAUCUCCUGGCAGCACCACCCUCGUGCGCACAACAGCAAGGCAGACGCCCUCGCAAACAUGGCGAUGGACUCACGCCGCAGCUUUCAAAGAAACCUUAACCGAGUCUGUGGCUCCGACUCGAUUUGGGACGACGUGUACAACUACGCUUCCGGCGACGUUAGUCACUGGAUGGAGCAAAACAGCGAUGAGAACUCCUCGGGGUUAGCGGCCUUC
Phytophthora sojae is the source of this 531-nucleotide messenger RNA. RefSeq lists its product as hypothetical. NCBI's taxonomy places the organism in Eukaryota, Oomycota, Peronosporomycetes, Peronosporales, Peronosporaceae. The record is from RefSeq and is a predicted model, not a curated record. The annotation marks the transcript as partial. The transcript has a single exon. Gene Ontology annotation, molecular function: nucleic acid binding; RNA-DNA hybrid ribonuclease activity.